Gryllus bimaculatus (two-spotted cricket) is the source of this 4493-nucleotide messenger RNA. Lineage: Eukaryota; Metazoa; Arthropoda; Insecta; Orthoptera; Gryllidae. The record is from the annotation of a GenBank genome assembly.
AAGGUACGUUUCGUUUUGCCGUUAAAAAUGUUGAUUUUUCAGGAGACAGGCGUAUUUUAGACUGUAAUGAAUUUAAUUUCAAGAUUUCGUCAUAUUGCAAUUUAACAUUUAUGUGAAUGACAAGCGCGGGCAAGAGAGCGCUGAAGGUCACCGGAAUCAGCUGACGUCAUGGUGUCCGCCAUUACUGUGAGUUUCUUCACGAGAUCAGCUGUGAGACGUCAUGAAAAUUGAAAAUUAUUUCGAUUUGAUGUUUAUCGCACCGAAGUUACGACUUCAGAUGCACUGUUUACUGUAGGAGAAGAAUUUUGAGAAGUUCUUGAAUCUUAACUAACUGGGCGAGGAUAGUCACAAUGGAGGCUAGUGGAGGCACAGAGCAACCAUCAAGCCUUCAGUCCAUCUGUCAUGUGCGGGCAUGCGAGGUGUUUCCUAAAGCCCUUUUGGAAACAGAAGAUGAGUGUUUGAAGACACCAUUUAUGCCUUUGCCAGGAGAAGCAGUGUCUUAUUUGGGGAGAACCACUGACGGAGUUUUAGCGUUAUCUAACUAUAGAAUGUUUGUUCAGCGACAAGAUGGAGCCCAUCAAAAUGUUCCAUUGGGUUUGGUGGAAACCAUGGAAGUGCGAGACAUUUUCCAUUUGCAUGUAUUCUGCAAAGAUGCUAGAUCUCUCAGAUUAACUUUCUCUACGGGUGAAUUGUGUAUGGAGUGGUUACGGCGCUUGCAUACAGCUACAGCCCCUCCCCAAUCAAUGGAGGAGAUGUUUGCGUUUGCAUUUUUUGCAUGGUCGAGCGAAGAAGGGAGUGAGGAGGCUUUGGCCAGGCUGGGUGGUGGCUCCACCUGCCACAGGGCCAAUGAAGAGGCUGACGUUUUCCGAUCUGAAUUGGAGCGGCUGGGCUUUGAUGUGCAUUGUGCAUGGCGAGUGUCCACAGCAAAUACUGAUCAUCGCCUUUGUCCUUCCUACCCAAGACGGUUAUUGGUUCCUGCUUGUGUAUCGGAUGAGACACUGGAAGGAGCUGCACGUUUUCGAUCCGCUAGGCGCUUACCUGUUGUGGUAUGGAGACAUAGAGGUAAUGGAGCUGUAAUUGCUCGGUGUUCACAACCAGAGGUUGGAUGGUUGGGUUGGCGUUCCUCUGAAGAUGAAGAUCUUCUGAAGGCCAUUGCAGAUGCUUGUGCAUUUGAUCGAGGGUCCAGAACUAUGAUGGAGCCACUGCCCACAGACUGUACUGAAUAUCCUGCCAAUGUAAAUGAAUUGAGUCCUGCCUUGGGUGAUCCUGUGUCCACUUCUUCAAACUCAAUGCAACACGAAAAUAAGAAAGUGCUGAUCAUGGAUGCUCGAUCAUACACAACAGCUGUUGCGAACAGAGCCCGGGGAGGGGGUUGUGAGUGUCAGGAAUACUACCCCAGUUGCGACAUUACCUUCAUGUCACUGGCCAACAUCCACAGUGUGCGCAAGAGUUUCCAUGCAGUGCGACAACUCUGUGCUGCUGCUCCAGAUACACCAAAUUGGCUGUCGUUGCUCGAGGGGAGUCGGUGGCUGCAUCACAUGGCAGGUCUGAUGCGGGCGGCAGUGGCUGUGGCAUCAGCAGUGGCUCGGGAAGGUCGGCCAGUGUUAGUCCACUGCUCAGACGGCUGGGACCGCACGCCUCAGAUCGUCGCCCUGGCGGAGCUGCUGCUCGAUCCACACUACCGCACCAUUGAGGGUUUUGAGGUUCUAGUGGAAAGAGAGUGGUUGUCGUUUGGGCAUAAAUUUGGUGAUCGAUGUGGCGGACAGUCGGUUGGUGCUGAUGACCCCAAUGAACGUUGCCCUGUGUUUCUGCAGUGGUUAGAUUGUGUACAUCAAGUAGCAUUGCAGUUUCCAACUGCAUUUGAGUUUGCCCCUGCAUUCCUUGUAAGACUGGCACGCCAUACAUACUCUCGUCUGUUUGGCACUUUCCUGUGUAACUCAGCAAGAGAAAGAGCCCACUUGAGGGUACAUGAACGUACAUUCAGUGUCUGGGCAUUCUUACGCUCAGCACCACAUGCUUUUAGGAAUCAUUUGUACACACCUCAUGAACAGCAGCAAGAGUCAGAAGCCCGAUUCUUGUCAUUAGGUCAAGGGAAGGACCUGGAGCUCUGUGUUCAAUCCUGGGAAGAAGGUGAACUGUGUGUUAGAAUGUGGCUGCGGUUGCAGGUGCUGUGGCCCGCGUGCCAUGUGCGAGAUCUGAUCCUCUGGAGCGACGUGUACCUGGGCCUUGGAGAAGCCCCUCCGCCUAGUCUUGCCCCGGCUCCAGCGCCGGGGCCCCCUCAGUCCCCACAAGCCACUCUCACAGUGGCACCGCCGGUUCCUCCUGCCGGAGUUCUUGGGAAGACCCGCUCCUGCGACAAUUUGCUUGUAGACCUUCCUCCACCCCAACAGAGGCGCUGCUCUGACCCCAGCCUGGCUCUGGACAGUGUGUUACAAGGACUGGCCCUCACGGAACCAGCUGCUGGAGAUGUUUCACCCCGGUCCUCUGCUUCUUCUGACGGAAUGAUGUCUGAUGAGGACCACGAUGAGGAGAGUCUAACAACCAGGGCAGACAUUACAGUUGCUGGCGACAGCUCUACAGACACUCUGGUUCCAUCAACUAUUCCACCUCCUGAAGUGGAAGAGCCGGUGAUAAGAGGAAUAGGAGCCCAAAGUGGAAGCUCCGAUUCACGCUAUUCCACUCCCCCUCCGUACCUCCGAACACCAAGCACCACUGCAACAACACCUCCAGGUCCUUGUGAUUCUAUGAGAAUUGGAAGCAAUAUGACUGGCUUAGACCUUGAUGGGUUGGCCCCUCUACGGUCGGAUGUGCAGUUACGUUUGAGGCAAAUUCUUGCAGAACAUAGAGCACGUGAGGAAGCCUUGCAGAGAGAGUUGCACACCACACGCUUAGCACUGGUCCAGCAAGUUUGCCAUCACUGCAAUCAUGGUGGAGGAGAACGACCUGAUGAUGCGGGUUCGUUGGCAGAGUCGGUGUGUAGUGGAGAGCAGCCUUCCGCUGGGGAGUCUCUUCCUACGUCAGAUGUGAGCUGGGAGGCACUGGAGGAGCGUGAAGCUGGCGGGGGGGGGCCCACCCUGUGGGUGCCUGACCACGCUGCUGCGAGAUGCAUGGGCUGUGGAACAGAAUUUUGGCUUGGUCGGCGAAGACACCAUUGCAGGAACUGCGGCAAAGUGUUCUGCGCCGACUGCUCAGAGAACGCACUCCCUGUGCCCCGCGAGCAGUUGUACGAGCCUGUGCGGGUGUGUGCAUCCUGCUUCUCGCUGCUGCACCACGACCCUCGCAUCACAGCCGCCGCUGCCCCACGACUUAUGGCACCUGUGGUACCCGAUCUGUGCAAACAGUUGGCGCCGUCCCCUGCAGCAGCUGCUGUUGUUGUGGCUGCAGCGGGUGUGGGACACAAGAGCGCUGCAGUAGUGACAGCCGCUUCCACAUGAAUGCAGAACGAGAGUACCACGGCCCAGUCUUCCUGCACUUCUGGGUUAUUUAUUUUCAAAUAUGUCAAGUUUGUUGUAACAAACAACCCCUCCACACAGUUUGCAGUUUUGCCUGGCAAGGCCUGAAGGAGCAGAUCUCUUCUGAAACUAGACAUAUUGAUGUGCAUUGAUUGCAAUGUGUUUUUUGUAUUUGUGCUGCAACCAAUGUUUUGCAGCACGUAGAGUAAAAUUCAUAUACUCUUGUCCAUUGACGAGUGUUUUUUGCUGCUAACCAAAGGCUCUUUCAGGUCCCUUAUUGUGGUAAGCCUGCAUGUUGUUGGUUCGUGUCAGACACGCAUGAGUUUCUGCUGCAGAUAUGAGGAGACAAAGUACACCCAGUGUUAGGUCUUCUCUUUGCUUUUGGAUUCCCAUGAAGUGUGCAGCCUAAAAUCUCAACCAACCUAGCUUAACUAGCAGCUAGUAAAACUAGAAAUUACUUGUGUUGGAGUAUAUGGCUACACUUCCAGGCAUACAUCUACCAAUCUAUGAAGAAUUGCAUGACAGACAUGUUAACGGAGAGGUUUCUAAAGUUGAAUGCUUUUUGAGUGUGGCAGAUACUAAUGUAUUAAAGUGAGAAGCAGUGUGCAGUCAUGGUAAUGUGAUAGGGGAAAUGAGAGUGUAAAAUCACUAAAAUCUUCACUGAAGAGUCACUUGUAUACUUGGUCCCCAUUCAUUCUUGAAUCCCAGGUUUGUCAUUUAUACACAUAGAUGCUUGAAAUAAACUUGAGAUUGAUGUAUAUAACACUACAUAAGUGGGUAUUUUUUCUCACUUCAGUGUGAACAUAUAGUAGAGGCUGAUGCCAUCCCAAAGAUCUUAAAACAGUCCUUUGACCUUCUCCAGUUUCCUCUUUAUCCUAUGAACACUGCUCUCAACAACUGUAUGGGAUACUAUGAGAAUCACUUGCUACAAGUGCAGAUCCUCUGAAAUGAUUAUACUCAAAUUAGUAUGGCUUUAAGACUGUUUAUUCAGAUUUAGUGUACAAUGUCUUGUAAACUGUAUAAAAUAAACACAUAAGAUUU